CGCUAGCUGGCUAGUAUCACAGGUGUGUAGCUAACCAAAAGCUGUUCAACAAAUGGCGUCAUGUGACCUUCGCAGUGACGAAGUUAGCCGGAAGUGUCCAUAUACUUUUCUGUCACUAAAUUCACGGUGAUUAAAAUUGAUCGGUUAGUUGGUUUCAAAACCCACUAUAUAAAAUGGAAUAUAAUUUAGGCGCGCAAUCGUUUUUUGAUAGUGUUUUCAUCGCUUAUGUCCUAUCGUUUACAAUAUGGUGUGCUCUACGCCUAACUCCAAAUAGCAAUCUGACAUUUCGGAGGAGCCAUGAAAGCAGCACCAAGAAGGCGGUGUUUAACUGAGCUUUGAGUAUUGAAAAGACGGGAAACAAAACACUUCGACUUGGCAUUGGGAAAUUUACAGUAUUUUUUCUGUCGAAGAACCCAGCUUGCAAAGUGCCAAGCGUGUCGAAGGUUGGUGUCAACAUGAGUCCACCUGUCCGGAUCAUUGUAGUGGGAGCAGGCUGUCGAGGGAAUGUUUACUCCCGCUAUGCAAUUGUCCACCCUGACCGUGUGCAGGUUGUUGGAGUCGCUGAUCCCAAUAAGUUUGCCCGCACUAAGUUUCAGCAACUGUACAAAAUAGCGGACGAGAACCUGUGUGAAGACUGGCGCACUUUGGUGCAAAAAGACAAGUGUGCAGAUGCUGUCUUAAUUUGCACUCCGGACCACCUUCAUAAGGAGCCUGCAGUGGCCUUUGCAAAGAAGGGAUACCAUCUUCUACUGGAGAAACCAAUGGCGACAAAGGUUGAAGACUGCCUGGAGAUUGUGAAGGUGUGCUCUCAGAACGGCGUGAUGGUGUGUGUGGGUCAUGUUCUACGUUAUCAUCCCCCAUUUCGCAAGAUAAAGGAGCUGUUAGAUGAUGGAGUCGUUGGCGAUGUGAUCCACAUUCAGCACUUAGAGCAGAUUGGCUUUUAUCACUUCGCUCACUCCUAUGUCCGUGGAAACUGGAGGAAUGAAGCCGAAAGCUGUUUCUCUCUUCUGGCCAAAUCAUGUCAUGACAUCGACUUAAUCCAUCACUGGGCUGGAGCACGCAAGUGUUUGAAAGUGACAUCAUUUGGAUCCGUCAGCCACUUCAGUAGAGAACACAAGCCAACAGGAGCUGCUGAUCGCUGCCUGGACUGUUCAGUAGAGGACACCUGUCCUUACUCUGCAAGCAAAAUCUACCUGGACAGAGUGAAGCAGGGCCACACUGGCUGGCCUGUGUCUGUCACAUGUCCCAACUCCCUCCCAGACAUCGAGACUGUAACUGAGGCUCUGAAGACUGGGCUGUAUGGCCGCUGUGUCUAUGAGUGUGAUAACGACGUCUGCAGUAACCAGGUUGUUAACAUGGAGUUUGCAGGUGGUCUGACAGCAGCCUUUUCGAUGAUUGCUUUCACUGAGGAACUCUGCCUUCGAAAAACAACAAUCUACGGCAGCAUGGGGGAGUUGUCGUUUUCAGACAAUGAGAUUCGCGUCUUCGAUUUUCUAACCCAGAAAAACACCAAAUACGUGGCAAAAGUGGAUGCCCCUGAGGGGUUUGGCUUGGCUGGACACGGUGAAGCAGAUUACCACCUUAUGGACUCCUUCAUUUCUGCUGUGACUAAUAAUGACCCAUCAUUGAUCAUUUCUGGUGCUGAGGAGUCACUGAGGAGCCACUUGCUGGUGUUUGAAGCGGAGCGUUCAAGACGGGAAGGCAGAGUCAUUGACAUUGACUACUCUGGAUGAUCUCUUAAACUGCAAUUGGGUGGAAUGUUAUUGAUUUACUUAGAUUACUUGGGAAUUGUGCAGGGGUGCCACCAUGGGAAAAAAAAAUCACAAUGGACCCCACUGGGCAGCUAUUGUCAAAACAUCUUGGAAUUGUCCAUGGGCCCUUGGAAUUGUCGAACUCCCCCAAUAUGGCGCCACUGCAUGGAGGCACUUAUAUUUCAGCUUGGUAAAAGUGAGUACACUACUCACAUUUCGCAAAUAUUUUACAAAACUUUGAACAUUGAUACAAAGUAGACUAUAAAGUAGUCAGUGUACAGCUUGGAUAACAGUGGAAAUUUGCUGUUCCCUCAAAAUAACUCAACACACAACCAUUAAUGUCUAAGCCGCUGGCAACAAAAGUGAGUAGAUCCCGGGGCCGGCUCUACACCGGGGCAAGGGAAGGAGGGGGGAUCAACCCUCCCCCCAAAUAAAUGGCAAAAUUUUAGAGGUGAAAACUCUGUCAGAAAAAGCCCAAGACAGCUCCCCUCAUCUCUCAUCCCCGUGGUUGCGCUACAUGUGUCUUCACAUCCAAGAUCCAAGUCAUUUCUAUAGCAUUUCGGUACAGCUUCAGCUCAGAUUCCAAACUAUUCUGACAUUCAUUCAACGUUUCAGUAUAUUUCCGCAGCAUUUCAGUCCAGCUUCAGCUUCCAAACAGAUGCUACGUUCACUCUAUAUUUCGAUUUCCGUACCUUUUGAAAGCAUUUCAAUUUCACUUCAGCUUUUCAGCAUUCACGCGCAAUGUCUAGAUGUCUUGCUCUACAUUACGAUUGCCAUCACCCUGAAACCGAGCUGCACCGCGGUGGCCAAGGCCAUAGAGCACUCAACAGGACAGCUUCCUCUCAGAAAAGGCCUUGCCAUGAGUACUGCCAGCAUUGUUGCAGAGAUUGAAGGGGUCGGGGGUCAGCCUGCCAGUGCCCAGACAAUAUGCCACACUCGACAUCAAAUUGGUCAGCAUGCUGUCAUCCCAGAAGGAAGCCUCUUCUAAAGAUGAUGCACAACAAAGCCUGCAAACAGUCUGCUGAAGAUGAUCAGACAAAGGACAUGGCCUACUGGAACCAUGUCCUUUGGUCUGAUGAGACCAAGAUAAAGAAAAGCAUUCCUGAGGCAGCCUGUGAAGCUCUACUGAACUCAAUGCCCUAGCGAGUUAAGGCAGUGUUAGAAGAUAAUGGUAUCCCCUGUAAAUAUUGACACUUAGGACACAAUUUGGACAUUUUCAUUUGGGGUGUACUCACUUUUGUUGGCUGCGGUUUUUACAUAAAUUGAUGUGUGCUGAGUUAUUUUGAGGGGACAUCAAAUUUACACUGUUAUACAAUUGGUACACUGACUACUUUACACAGUAAGUAUUGUUUUUUUCGUAUUAUCCCUUGAAAAUAUAUUAUAAAAUAUUUUCCAAAAUGUGAGCGGUGUCCUCCCUUUUGUGAGAUACUGUAACAGCAGUUUGUCCUUAUUUUUUAAUAGUCACAUUAUCAACAGCUUCAACAUAGCAUCAUCAGGUAUCAUGUUUCACUGAACUGUUUUAAAAAGAGUCUUAUUCAAGCAUGCAGGCUUUUAAGAUGCUGGUGCCGGUAAUUACAGUAAUAAGAAUUAUAUUGUGGAAUGAAUGUAUGACGCAAGGAUGCUGUGCAUGAGUAUAGCGCUAUAACCGGAUCAUGAAUAUUUAAAGGAGCAAGUUGUGUAAACAGUCAUUUCCAAGUGAGCCUGUAAAUUUACCACAGAACGCUGCAGCAAGUUUUUAAAAUGCUUCGUCUGAAUAUUAGUAGCAGAGUAACCUUUUUAGCAUUGAGCUUUUACGUAAUUGUAUUCACAGCCAUAAUCUUUGUUUCAUUUCAUUGCUUUCUACUAAAAUUAAUGCUAAAAGUAGAAGCCUCACAUGCAUGUGUUUUACACGGACAAAACAUUGACAGUUUCAUUUGGAAGUCCACAAAUUAUUAGUCUUUCUCACAGAAACUUGUGGCUUUCUGCAGUCACAGCUCAUCACUACAAGUCCAGUCCAGGAGCAGUUCAUCCAGGGUCUCAUUGGUUAAAAAAAAAAAAAAGCUUCAAGAACCCAUAUUAAAAGUGAACAUGUGCACUUAAGAUGGAGAAAAAAAAAUCAGAUGCACAGUGGUCCACAUGGAAACGGCCAUCCUCAGUGUUCAAUCCUGAAUGGCCAAUGCAAGCCAAUGCAGAGCAACUAAUGUUGGUGCAUAUAUAGUACAUGAGUCCUAUGGUUCCACCUGUCUUCUUUUACUGUGGCUCUUUGAGGACAACAUAAGUCAAUUAGCGAUGUGUGUCAUCAGCUCUCUUGUAAAGCUCAAGGAAGUAUGGAUGCAUUAUGUGAGCCACAAAUAAAAUAAGCUUUCCUGUCGGUGGCUGUCUCAGUGUAC
Messenger RNA from Dunckerocampus dactyliophorus (ringed pipefish), 4120 nucleotides. RefSeq lists its product as uncharacterized. Gene Ontology annotation, molecular function: nucleotide binding. The record is from RefSeq and is a predicted model, not a curated record. Lineage: Eukaryota; Metazoa; Chordata; Actinopteri; Syngnathiformes; Syngnathidae. The coding region runs from base 456 to 1733 and encodes 425 amino acids. The transcript has 13 exons.